Messenger RNA from Cladophialophora bantiana CBS 173.52, 3615 nucleotides. RefSeq lists its product as uncharacterized. The record is from RefSeq and is a predicted model, not a curated record. The transcript has a single exon. The coding region runs from base 1 to 3615 and encodes 1204 amino acids. NCBI's taxonomy places the organism in Eukaryota, Fungi, Ascomycota, Eurotiomycetes, Chaetothyriales, Herpotrichiellaceae.
AUGUUUCAGCGGCGUGGCACCUAUCUUCAGCGCCUGUCCAAGCUCUACUCGGAUACCAAGCAGUCCUAUGAGAGCGCCAAAGUCACUCCGGCCGCUGCAAAUGUCACCGACCUGCCCGAGCUGAGGGACUUGAGGCGUGAUUUUCAGAUUCAGCAGGACAGGUUACUGGCAUGGGGCAUGCACUGGACCGACGUCGGCGCUCCCUAUUCCGCCCAGGGCGAUGUCGACAUAGACAAGAAAAUCGACCAGGCUGGUUUGGGCGAGGUGGUGGCCAGCGUCAUGUCCGAGAUUAAGAGACUUCUGGAGGAAAGCGGCCGGCUUGAGCAUCCUGAACGGUACGAGAUGAAGAAGUCGGCACGAGGCCCUGGUUCGAGUCCGGUGGCCCAGCGAAGGGAUUGGACCAGUCACGAGGUCAUGACUGGACGCGCUUUGCUUGAGCAGCUGACUACCUGCAUCGACGUCCUCUACAGCCUCGAGGAAUCAAGGAGGGCCGACGAGAAGGGUGGUGAUGCCAAACGGAUGAAGCAUGCCCAUGCGUCUCUUGCUGCCGAUGGCACCGACUACGGUCCCCUUUAUGACCACCCUCUGCACAUCGACUUCAACAGUCUCGAGUUCAGCACGUACUCACCCCAAGCAGCUGAUCCCCCACCGUAUGAUCCCGCCGAAGGCUCGGUGAUAUCAAGGGAGAGGUCGAUCGCCUAUUUUCGCCAGGCUGCCUGCCCCGUCCUCGUCGAUUUUCUCAGGGCCGACUGUCCACCAUAUGUUGUCGGGAGCGCCGAGGAUGUCUUCGAGCUCCAUGAACUCGGCGAGAAGCUUUGCAAAGAUCGAUCUUUGUCCUGGUGUGGGCACCUGAGACUUCUCGGGUUCACUGUCGACCCCAAUGGACCGCGUUGUGCGAUGGUCUAUGCUUUGCCUGAGGGACACGACCACAGAACUUUACAGCAACACCGGACUCUUGCAUCCCUCUUGAUCACAAGCAACAAUCAAGAGGGGUCGUCGCCGGCCCUUGAAGACCGCUUCCGACUGGCAUACAAUCUCGCUUUGUCAAUCAUGGGCUAUUUCGCCCAGGGCGAAACUCAUCAGUACAUCAACAGCAGCAACAUCCUUCUAAUCGGCAGCAGAGAACAUAUGCAUCGCCCCCACCUGCCGAAAGAACUGAGAUAUCCCUAUUUAUUGCAGUCUUGCCAGGACUUCCUCUCACGCUUGCAAGCCGAGGAGUCAUUCGCAGCAACCAUCUACCGCCACCCUGACCACGACAUUCAUGCUUCUGAGGUGGUUCCUGCGUAUGACAUCUACAGCCUCGGUCUACUUCUGUUGGAGAUUGGUUUGUGGAUUCCACUCCAGAAACUGUGGAAACCAAAGUAUGACCGCCGACUCUUCAUGGAAAGAGUCCAGCGGAUCUACGCACACAAGCUGGCUUCAAAGUGUGGAAGCAAGUACAUGCGGGUGGUUCAAAAAUGUUUGCAAGCGCCCACAGAAUUGCAAUACAGGAACAACUAUGAGGAUGCCGGAGCAUUCCUGCUUCAGGUCGCCAAAGAUCUGCUACAAUGCUGCGCUCUUGAUGAAGAAGGCCCACCCCCCAUCUCUGACAUCGAGAUCUUCGAGCUCAUCAUCAUCGAGCAAAUGUGCAAAGCCGAAGCUAAAGCAGCCGAAGAGGAGAAGAUGCCACCGAAACUCGCUGACGACAUCAAGCCCGAACUCCCAAAAAGAGCGAACUCUAAGCGAAAAGCUGAAGCAAUUCAGCAUUCGAUGCAGCUGGCGGAGAAGCCUCUGCGGAAAUGGAGUGACGUGGAUAUUCCCCAAGAAGACUUGGACCAAUGGAAUACCAUGGUGAUGCCAAAGCUAGGCAAGAUGUUGGAGACUGCUCUAAAGGAUUCUCCCGAAUCGUCCUGCAGCCUCAGCCUGAUGAUGUUCGGCAGUACCCCUGAGAAUGCCAAGACCACCAUUUGCAUUCAAUGCGCACAGAUCAACAAGGUCCGUGACGUGCUGAGGAAGAAGUUUAGACCCAAGAAGGGAUGGGGCGUUGUCCUCCUCAAUGGCGAAGUCCGAAGAAGCGGCACUGGUAGACGGAGAAAGCCCAGGCGAUCGGGGUAUGGUUCCAGUUGUUCGAAAUAUAGAGGUCCCAAAGCCAUGGCUCGAAGACCUCUGGAACAAAAGUAUCAGGAACGACCCACUAGCGGUGCUAGCAUUGGAGCCUUCAAGGAUGCCGAACAUCUGCCCCCUGUCUCCUUUGGAGGCACCAUCCUGGUUGACGGCGAGCCCUACGGAAUGACGGUGCACCAUAUGCUCGACCUUCCCAGCGAUGACGAAGAGGAUGAAGACGACGAAAUUGAUACCGUUCGGCGCAGCGAGCAGCAGCAACAACAGCCAGCACGAAGAGCUGCCGCACCACGCAAAAUGCCUGGACAAUUUGACACUUCAGCCGAUGUACGUUUCAUGCAAUCAGAGGAAGACCUUUCGCGGUUUUCCGAUCUUGCCAUUUCUGACGAGGACUUUGAGAACAACAGUGAUGAUGACGAUGACCAAAGCGACGCCAGCACCAUCCGACCGGACUACGCCAUCAUGGACGCAGACGGCAACGAGUUCUGGUUCCUCGAAGACAGCCCUCCUGAACUCGAUGACGACGACGGAUCCGACGCGUCUUCGUCAGACGAAGCAGACGCAGACGACGCGGCCUCCAUCGGCGACAAAACGGGCAUCGCACCCUACUCUGAUGACGACCUAUGUGUGACUCAACCUGCCAUCGACGAUGUGGACGACGACUUCUUUCCUAGCGAGGAAGAUCGCGACGAUGACCACCUCGCGAGCCAUGCGUUCGGAUACGUCUUCGCGAGUAGCGGCAUUCGACGCGUGGUAAGAGGGGAAAUGAAGCAUGAAGUUGACUGGGCGCUGAUUCGGAUCCAUGAGGAUCGCUUGAAGGUUGAGAAUGCAAUAACUUCGCAGCAGAAGGGUACAACCAUUCCGCCAACGACAUCCUCGCCACGACAAGGAUCUAGGACUUCUCCCCAAAGGAGUGAUCCAAUCCCUGUCCUUACCACGAUAACUCCCCUGUCUUCCCUCUCCGGGCUACGGGUACACUGCCGUGGUCGUUCAUCCGGCUUCCGACGCGGACGCAUCUCACAGGCCAUGUCACUGGUGAAGAUGCACGGCCGGCAAUCCUUCUCUGUGAGUUGGUGUGUAGAAGGAGGCUUCGGUAUCCCGGGAGACAGCGGUGCAUGGGUGUAUGAUCCCAUCUCGGGGGGCUUGUGCGGGCAUGUCUUGGCAUGGGGCGAGAAGAGCAAGACAGCGUAUAUUGCGCCUAUGGAGGUGUUGUUUGAGGACAUCAAGGGACGGCUUGGUGCCCGGUGCGUGGAGUUGCCAGUUCCUGAGGGGGUGAGGAGGAGGCAGGUGAGAGAGGACGAGGGCAUUGGGAUGGGCACGACGCAUACAAGCGGUGGCGACCAGGACGAUGUGGCUGCCAAGUUAAGGGACAUGAGGCUUGACAGUAACACCAAUGCCGCCGCCGCUGCGUCCGGGUCUGGCUCUACUUCUGCCCCUGGUGCACCAGGCGGAGCGGGCAAGACGAAGCAGGUCGUCGGCGUCCGGCCACUAGUCAUGGCUGGCGCAGUCUCUUGA